AUGUAUAAUCAACGAAAUAAUAACGCCCAAAUGGAUAAUGAUGGCCAAGGGUUAAUUCAACCAAGAUUUCAUCGUGCACGAAAUUUCUAUCGCAAACGACCUGGUAGUGGACGACAAAACCAAGAUUUAGGUGAAGAUGAAUAUCGAGCAUCAAAUGAUGAUGACACACAACGAUCGAAUAAUUCUGAUGAUAAUAACAAUCAAGAUAAUGAUAACAUGAAUAACUUUCGUGGUCGUAGUCGUGGUAACUGGGGAGGUUUUCAACGCGGUCGUGGUCGGGGACGAUUUAAUCGUGGUCGACCGUUCUAUGGAAACUUUCGUCGAGAGUUUUCACCUUAUUCAAAUUAUGUCAAUGGGCCGGGGGAAAAUUAUGGACCUGAAGAAAACUACGGACCCGGAGAUAACUAUGGACCUGGAGGUAACUAUGGACCUGAAGGCAAUUAUGGACCUCCUCGUGGAUACUAUGGUGUUCCAGCUCCAUUCUACGGUCCACCAUUUCGUGGUCGUGGUUAUCAGUCAGGAGGUAAUUAUGGUCCAGGUGGUGACCUAUCUGAACAAGAUGGUGGUAAUGAUUUUCCAAUGCGUGGCAAUUACCGAGGUUUUCGUCGUGGUCGUGGACGCGGACGUGGAGGACGUCGUGGCUCAGGACGAGGACGAAUUACUCAGAAUGAAAAUGCUGAUAAUAACAACGAAAAAGAGAAUCAAAAUGAUCAACCACAAGGUGAUACUACUGAAAAUAAUGCAAAUAACAAGGGAAGACGUAAUUCUAACCGUCGCCGACGUCUAAGACGGACAAACGACGAAGGUUCUGGAGCCGAACAACAAAAUGAUGGUGCUGCGACUGAUGAUCAACAAAACGAAGAAAAUAAAGGCUCAUCCAAUCAGCAACAAAAGCGAUCGAAUCGUCGAAGACAUCGUAAUACCAAUGCUAGUCACAGUGGUGGAGAGACUGAAGAACAACAACCUCACAAACCCAAAGAUGAUGAAACAAUUGUUAAAAAUGUUGUUCGUAAUAUGGUUAGUAAAAUAGCUCGUCGUUUAGCACCAAGAAAUCGCCGACGAAGUCGACCUAAUAAUAAAGAAGCCGGCGCACACAAUGAAAAUCAACAAGACGAUCAUCAAGAUAACGCUGAUGUUGAUCAAACAAGAACAGGAAAUCCACGCCGUGGUCGUGGUCGACGUGGUGGUCCUCGUGGCGGUGGCGGUUAUUUCAUUGAACAAGGCUAUUAUGAUCCAUAUGGUAUGUCGCCGUAUUACUAUGGAAAUUAUUAUGGUUAUGGUGGACGAGGAUAUCGUGGACGUGGUCGUGGUCGAGGAGGUCGUGGCCGUGGACGUUUCCGUCAGCGAGGAGGAUAUAACAAAGAGAAUCAACAACCUCACGAUGAUCAACAAAAUAACAGUGAAGAAGGAAAAAACGUAGAAUCAAAUUCAGCCGGUGAUGUUGCUCCAGUUCAACAUCAACAAAGUAAAACAGCAGCAGCUGAACAAGUCAAUCAAACUACAGCAUCGGGUGACUCCAGAGAACCGUAG
Rotaria socialis is the source of this 1530-nucleotide messenger RNA. NCBI's taxonomy places the organism in Eukaryota, Metazoa, Rotifera, Eurotatoria, Philodinida, Philodinidae. The record is from the annotation of a GenBank genome assembly.